Molecule: messenger RNA, 1645 nt
Organism: Epinephelus moara (kelp grouper)
Lineage: Eukaryota; Metazoa; Chordata; Actinopteri; Perciformes; Serranidae
Product: leptin-like
Exons: 2
Coding region: 440-1051 (203 amino acids)
Source: RefSeq, a predicted model, not a curated record
UCAACUCUCCUCUGCAUUUCAUUCACCAUCUCCUUUCAUUCAUUCAGCUCUUCUGUCUUUGUUCAUACUCCUUGUGCUAACAGUCACACUCAGUCUCUUUACCAGUGCAUCUGUUUAACAGCUUUUUGAAGUAUCUUUGAAUGCUGGAUUUAUUCGUGAAAGUGUGACAGUUUAAGGUGUUUUUUUUCUCUCAGAGGAAUUCUUGUUGCUAAUAGAUUGUGUGUUUUUGUAACUGAGGGUUUUACGAGCUUACUCUUCCGUCUGUUCUUCAGAGCAUGUAGUGCAGGUUUGGAAAACCGGGGGCUGAGAGUCAUAGCAUUAGCCAAAGUCAGUGAUCUUUGUACCUGUUACACAGAAAAUUCACAGGUGUCUCUAUCACAAAUAUUUGCUGCCAUAAUCAAACAUAUUGAGUAAAAGGAGGAAGUGCUUAUGUAUAAAAAUGAUGCCAUGCAGAGAGGAACGGAUAACUGCAAAUAUUAGAAGAAAUAAUAACCUGUAUGAUCUUUUUCUUUUAGGAAUUACAGAACUACUUGGAACUUGGUAUAUCCAGAGACAUACUACAAAAAUGGACUACACUCUGGCCCUGUUGUUUUCCCUGCUGCACGUUUUCAGUGUGGGCACGGCUGCUCCUCUGCCAGUGGAGGUGGUGAAGAUGAAAUCAAAAGUGAAGUGGAUGGCUGAGCAGCUGGUCGUCAGGCUGAACAAGGACUUCCAGGUCCCUCCUGGUCUGACACUCAGUCCGCCUGCUGACAUCCUGGAUGGACCCUCGUCCAUAGUCACGGUCUUGGAUGGUUAUAACAGCCUAAUCUCCGACACCUUCAACGGAGUCUCCCAGGUCAAGUUUGACAUCUCGUCUCUGACGGGUUACAUCGGUCAGUGGAGGCAGGGGCACUGCACCGAGCAGCGGCCCAAGCCCUCGGUGCCGGGGCCCCUGCAGGAGCUGCAGAGUCGGAAGGAGUUCAUUCACACCGUUAGCAUCGAGGCUCUCAUGAGAGUGAAGGAGUUCCUCAAUCUGCUGCUGAAAAAUCUGGACCAUCUUGAGACUUGCUGAAAAAUGGGACAUUAGCACCAGUAUUUGUAAGUUGCUGGCAAACUUUUGCAAUGUGUGCUGAAGGAAAUGUAUUCUUGAACUUAUUUAUAUAUAUAUAUGUAUAUAUAUAUAUACAUGUAUAUAUUUAUAUUCUGUUUUAAAAAAAUAUGUAUUUUGUCACAUUGUCUUCUCAUCAAAUGUCUGCAGCAUAAGUGUAGUUUGUGCAGGACUGUGUGCUGCUCAUAGCAUUGUCUUAUGACACCACUGUUGUAGCAACACAGGCUUCUCAGUGAAACUAUGGAGCUAGUUAGCUAGCUAGUUAAAUUCAGUCGAGCAGCUGAAUCAGCUGCCGGCUGCAGCCAAAGGAAACGUCACAGUGCGCAGUGAUGUCACUCCUGGAAAUUCCUGAAAACCAGGUUGAAACUUGCCAAGAAAAACAGGUGUGUUUGUAUGAGAACUACAAGGACAGGAAGGGCAAGGGGCAACUUCCAUUUUUGUGCAAUAGCAUCAACUCUUCCGGCAUGGUUAUUUAUAGCUGUGGAUGAUAUUUUGUAUAUUUUUGUACAGUAUUUUUUUAACUAUUGAAUUGAAACUAUGAAUAAAUAUUUAUCAUGA